Theileria orientalis strain Shintoku is the source of this 2355-nucleotide messenger RNA. Its product is annotated as pentatricopeptide repeat containing protein. The transcript has 9 exons. Lineage: Eukaryota; Apicomplexa; Aconoidasida; Piroplasmida; Theileriidae. Bases 1 to 2355 code for a protein of 784 amino acids. Gene Ontology annotation, molecular function: protein binding. The record is from RefSeq and is a predicted model, not a curated record.
AUGAAGAUUCUACCGAUAUUACGACGACCUACAAAUUCAAUACCACUAUCCUAUGAAAAGUUUCUAUCUAACUCAUUUAAUGUUAAAUAUAAAGAAUCCAACCUGGAUUCAAAUCAACAACAACAGCCAAUUAAAUCAAUAUUUGGAGAUUUGAACACCGGUUCACCUCUAGGAAAACAACAGUCUAAUCAGAGUCCCUUUGGCUCAUUAUCAAAUAAUGUGCCUAAAGAUAUAAAUUUUAAUUUAAAUCACAUCCCACAUUCAAAUGAUGGGUCUGCAACUGUUGAACAAAGGGGAAAUAAUGGAGUUUUACUCAAGGGUGUGUUAAAUGACAAACCGGCAAAUAAUUUGAUUAAAUCGUAUCGCAAUGACCUGGAUCCUUCAAAUUAUGUGACUAGAAUCUCAGAUAAUAGAUUAAAUAACGAUAACACAGUUAUAGAAUCUAUUUGUUACACUAAGGAUGGUGACAAUGGAUUAACUAAAUACCCUCGUAAUGAAACGAGUGACAUCACUACUGAUGUUGUAUCAUAUAAACGCGCAGAAGGCCGAGAUGUAUUUGCAGGAAGGUACUCUCACCUCAGGGUGUACAGAAACGAAAGUGUGGAUUCGAUUGUUAACAGGGGUAUUGGAGUUUCUGAGGGGAUAAAUAGCCUAAUAAAGGAGAGAGCGCUGAGAGGACUAAGUAAGGAAUGCCUAGAGAUACUUUCUGAGAUGAAGAAAAGGGGCAUAGAGGUGUCCACUGAAACCUACAACAACUGCAUACUCAGCUGUGCUAAGACGAGAAACGCGAAGCUGGCCAGGUACCUGUUUCUGUGUCUGAGGUCGGACCUGAUCACGCCUGACCUGAAGACCUACACGCUCAUGAUUAAGACGCACAUCAACUGCGGGGACACCUCGAGCGCGUUUUCGAUCUACAGGAAGAUGGAGAAGGAGGGGACGAGGGCAGACCUGGUUGUUUUCUCAUCGCUGAUCGACUGCCUGGUGGAAAGCAAGCAAGUCAGUGGCGCCUGGAGGCUGUUUAAUUACAUGAGGACGUGGAGGCUGAUUGAGCCCGACGAGGUCCUUUUCACAAUAAUGAUCAAGAGCUGCAGCGUGUCCAGAGAUGCGGAGAAGGCGCUGAGCCUAUACCAGGAAAUGCUGUCGCUCAACCUGUAUCCGACGAUCCACACGUACACGGAGCUAAUAAGGUGCCUCUCGAAGCGCAAGGAAUACUUUCACGAGUGUUUCCAGUUUUACAAUAAAAUUAAGUCACAGGAGUACACAAUUGACGCUGAGAUCAUGUCUCAUCUUUUGGAGUGGUUAUUUAGUGGUGGUGGAGGCAAUACGAUAAGUAACACUGCCAGCAUUACCAUGAUCAGCUGUUGCACAGUUGGAAACGUGAGGAGGGCGCGGGAACUGCUCUUGGAGGCCUCAAGGAUCGGCGUUGAGCCGACACUGGAGAUGUACAACACGUACAUAAAGACGUUAGCCAGGCAGAUGAAGUUGAAUAAAAUGAGUGAAAAUGAGAAGAUUAACCAUAUUCAGAAGACGUGGGAGAUAGCAAAGGCAAUACUGUCAAAAUAUAUGGCAGGCAGUGGGAGUAGUACCAGUAUUGGUGUAUCAGAUGUUGACCCUAGUGGUUCUGAUUACGGUGAUAUCAGUAGCACCAUUAGUACCAGUACUACCAAUAGUGCCAAUGCCACGAGUAGUGCCAACAAGGAGGUCACUAGACUGUUAAACAGUGUUAUACUGGUGUACGAGAGUGGAUGCUACCAUGACUAUGCGCUGGAGGUCCUAAAGUGUUUUCCACGAUUUAAUGCACACCCUGAUUACAUGACGUACUUCAUACUACUAAGGAUGGUUGGACCAGGCAUGAAGGACGUUGGAAGGUUUUUUGCACUGUGGGACGAGGCCAAAUCGCACAUAACGCCGCAGAAAACGCUGUUAUACAUGGCGCUGGAUAUGGCAAUUCUAUCACGAUCGGCGAAGAAGACGCUUGAGAUACUGAAUGAUAUGUACAACGCAAAAGUGUUCCCUACGCCUUCACUCAUGAAGAGGCUGUAUGAGUCUGGAAAGAGAAUCACGCAAAUACACAUGAUGAUCAACAACUUGGUCACUCUGCAGAGGAAGUUGACCUAUCAUGAGAAGUUGAAUGAAAAUAAGAUGCUACAGACGUAUAUAGACGAGAAUGAGCUGAAUAAAUCAGUGACCACUUUUGGUUCUAGGCUCCGUUGGCCGUUUAAGCUCAUGUUAGUAUGGACUGGGUCUCUUAGGUACGUCCUCAGGUGUCGUGAUGAAAAUUCACUAAGUAGAAAAUUUCACGAAAAAUUAAGAAAAUUCAGCAAUAAAACAGAAGGAAAAGAUCAAAGAAAAUAG